This is a messenger RNA of Pocillopora meandrina, 13085 nucleotides long. The record is from the annotation of a GenBank genome assembly. Lineage: Eukaryota; Metazoa; Cnidaria; Anthozoa; Scleractinia; Pocilloporidae.
AUGAGAAUGAAGAAAGUUUCGGUGGCUGAGGAAAACAAUGGAAAAGCUCAAGGAAAAGAGGGAAGCAAGCUUAACAGGUGAGAAUUUCUACGUUAGAUUACGGGAUUGUUAGCGAUUCUUCUGCUUGUUGUAACGCGAACGAAGCACAGUUUUAUAACAACAGAAAUCUGUCUUCGACAUCGUUAAAUCCUACCAAAGUCUUUCCAGUUACUUUUAGCUCCCAAAAAUUAGCAGUUUGGGGGCAAAAAUCAUUUCGAGAACAAGCGCGUUUUAGCCUUUCUUAAAUCUGAACACGUACGAAAAGUAUAUUGAAAUUAAUCGACAUUGCUCGCUCUUCUUGCGUGAUCGCAUAAACGAUAGAGUAAGAAUUUAAAUAAGUAGUUGCGAGUUACUACAUUUCUUCCUAGGGUAAACGUUUUCUACUUAUUUCCAGCAUUUUCAUCAUGCAGAGUCAAAUGAUGAAAGAACUUGGGUGAAAGUUGAAAGUGAUACUUUUGAACGUAUAAUUUUACCAAUUUGUACCUUGCCAUAUCAAACGACUCGCUGAGCUGUUUGAUGUUGUGUUUAAUGGAAAUUAAAUUCAGUUUUGAAUAUAGAAUAUCGAUGGAACAUUGUGGUAUUUCUCUACAUAUUCGUGUACCUGAAUAGUUUACGUUGGAUUAAAAAGAACUUGGCUAAGCGUAACAAAGUUAAUAAUAUGCACAUGCAGAAACAUACAAUAAAUGGAAAAAUUCUACCCAACAAGGUAAAUUUAACUUUUUGCAGUUAUGACAGGCCUAAAUCACGUCUUGGAUUUUAAACUUUUUCCUAAACAAAAAUUAAAAAUAAAAAAAGCCAAUUUAGGUUUCUGAUUGUGCUUCCCAUUAUGUACAGGGAAUUCAUUUAUUGUUUUUUACAAGUGUAAAUCAAACUGAUGAUAAUCAAAAAGUGAUUGAUUAUGGCACAGCAGUAACAAUAGCAAUGAUCAGAUUGUUUAUUCAAUUUUCUUAGACUUGCAAAUUAAAUUUUAGAGUUAAUGGAUAUGAAAAAAAUUGUGCCUCAACACAUCAGUGACUCAUUUCUUUGUAGGUCCUCUAUGCAACUUGCAAAUAGAGUGGAUAUUCAGCUGAGGUCUGCAGUGGAAUGGCAAGAUCUUUUUCAUCCAGAUGCUGUUGUAUUGCGACAGAGGUACAGUAGUUACCUAUUUUCAUUUUUUCUUUAUAGAAAAUUAGACAUUUUUAACCAUUUAACUCCUAGGAGUGACCAAGAUAUACCAUACAAUAUCAAGUAGACAUUUAAUGAGAAUAUAUAAAAAUAUCAAUUACAGGAUAACCAUUUGAUCCAACACUAAGUUCUCAGAAUGAGAAUUGCAAGCAAUCUGUGGCUGAUAGUAGGGAGAACUACUGAUGAGAUCUUGGGAAUGAAAGAGUUAAUAACUGAUAAAGAUAUGGUGUUGAGUAUCAAUCAUAUUUUAUCAAGAAGGGAAAUCAUUACAAUGUCAUGUUUCCUUGCAUCAUCUUCAGAUAGUAGGUUAUUAGUGGUUUUAUGUCAUUUUUAGCUUUCCUCUUAAUCAUCUGUUGAGAAAAUUUUCCUCUUCACUGUUAAGAUUUUAAAAAUACCCUCUAAUCACCUUUGAAUGGUUUCCAGGCUUAGAGCCCAGUGCGAAAGCCUUAUUCUUCAUCAUUCCAAGGAGUAUGGCCGUAGGGCUGAAGAACGACUAUGGAGAAAGGUCUUCUACGAUGUCAUCCAGAAGCUCAGGAACCAUAGAAAGGUAAUGAAAAAAAUAAACCUCAUGUAAAGAAUAAACUACAGGGUUGUCAAUUAGGUAAUUUUUGCUAUCCUUGUUAAUUAAAUCACAUACUCUCUAACUCAAGAUCUGUUUUAGCUGGCCCCCAUUUUGUUGUAGUCAAGUGAUUAUAAGGGAAUUAGGUUCAGCAUAAUAUUCAUUUCUCAAUACAUUUGUCUGUUCUACAUUUACCUUCAUGUAUAAUAGUAUAUUGGAAUUAUGAAGAGAAUUGACAAGCUUAGAGGAGUAACACCACCUAUGCUAUUUUAAGGGUUAAUUAUUGUGUUGUGUUAGAUCCAAGAGGGUGAUACCCUUCCUCUAGAUGGAGUUCUCCGCACCCAUCUGUCCUCUGCAGCUGGAUAUUAUUACCACCUGUUGACUCAUCUUCAGCGGCGAUAUCACCUUGCUGCUGAUGGUAUAUUGUCUUGGGGUUUGCCAUCCAGGCACCAAGGUGAGAACUUGCUUUCUUUUAUUUACAUCAACUUUCAAUAACAUGGAUUUAUUAUUUAGUAAUUCCUUGCUUUGUUUAAAGUUAAUGCAAUUAUUUGGGAAUCUGUAAAUUACCCUGUGUUUCUUUAAUAUUGAGGACUGUGUCUAGUAGGCUUAGGAGAUUGAAGAUGAUUGCAUCAUUUGACUACAAUGACUAGAUGCUUCUGCCUUAUGCCAGAUGCUUUUGCCUUAUGUUUUCUGAAAAAUAAUCCUUUUUUUUUUUUUAACCACAGAGCAGAAUUCUCCUGUAGAAUUUCAAUGACCUCAGCUAUUUUUUCUUCAUACAAAAAAAAAAGUAUCCUGUUACUUUAUCCCUUUACACCCUAACAUCUGGUAUUAUAUUCUCUUUUCUGUUCUCUUUAUAUUUCCUAUGGGACUAACAAGAAGAAUUUGUUUCACAAUCAGAAGUUUCUUAAAUUGGUGAUCAUUUCCUUUAUUCUCAUGACCUUUACAUUUGAUUUGAGGAUGAUGCUGUAAAGAGAAAUCAGAAGCCAAUCACUCUAAGGAGUUGAAGGGUUAUAUCAUUCCUUUACCACUACAUUACUCGAUAAAAAUCCUUUGUUUUAUGGUCAACCCCUUUAACAAGGAAACUCCCUUGUGUUAGUAAUAUUAAACAAGGUCCUUUUUUUUUCAAAGCUGAAAAUCAGGAUGAAGAGGUCCAAUCCUGGGCAGUAAAAGCCUGUCAACGCUGUCUCAUAUUCCUUGGAGAUAUUGGUAAGAAUUCUUUUUAAGCAGAGCCCCAGGUUUAAUUUUUCAGGAAGUCGCUUUUGGUAACCUACAAUGAUACUUUAAAAUGGUCUCUAUCAUUAAAAAUUUGGUUGCCAAAUUUCUGCUCUAGAUUUAUCCCCCCAGCCCUCCCCAGUUUUUUCUGCUAAUAAAAAAAAACUGAUGUUGAUGGUAGGACAUUUCAUGUUCAACUACAUGCAUUAGGUAGUGAACUAAAAGAUGCUGUUGCAACACUUUCAUUUGCCAAAUUGGUAUGUUUACCCUCUUGCCAAUGAAAAGACUGUUAUGAUGGUUAAGAAAGAGAGAAUGAAGAAAUUCUGAUGACUGGAUGAGAAAAAAUUUUCUAUGAAGUCAGUUAGACCAAGUAACAAAUCAUGUUUAGUACAGUUUCAGUGUACUGCUCAGCUGAGAAAUAUCUCUCAUUUGAAGUGAGUUGAAAUAUUGGUUUUAAAACCUUCAAUAUGGUAUUAAACAUCUUGAAACAUUUGAUAUUUAGUCAUUAUACUUCUUACAGCAAAGUUAGGGCUAGAGUUAAAAAAGACUUGACUGACUGAAAGAGACUUGAUCACUACUCAUUUUAGGUUUAUGCGUAUUUGGGAGUUAUAAAAUGGUUGGUUGGCAUUUUUUCAUUUGAUAUUGGACCAAGGUCAAUUUUUUUCCCAAUUGGGGACUUCAAAAUUUUAGUUGCCAAAUGUAUUUCUCACUUACCACGGCAACCAAAAUGGUUGCAAUUUGGAGCUUUGUUAAGAAGGCAAUUCUUUUAGCCCAGGUAUAGUUGCUCAGAUUUCUUAGUAAAGAUAUGAUUUUCUUUCUACAGCACGGUAUCAAUCAGACAUUGAAGGAGAAGAUGCUAUUAAACUUGCUGAGAGGUUCUACUCUGAAGCAGCUCUCAUUAAUGUUGACAUAGGUGACAAAAAUUAAUUAAUUACAAUGAUUUCCUUGUGUUUAAAUGAGAACUGAUAACUUUAAUAUCUCUCUAUGCCUCUGGGCCCAGUUCAAAGCAUAGGUAAUGCCAUCUAAUGUAUAAAUCACUAUCCAGCAGAUACCCCUGGUACAUGUAAGUUUUAACAAAAUGUGCAGCAUCAUCCACUGGGUAGAGAUUAAUCCAAUGGAUGGUUAUUAUCCACCUUUCACACCAGAUGUAUGAAUUAUUUACCAAAAUUUUUUUCCUUUUCUUAGGCAUGCCUCAAAACCAACUUGGAACCCUUGCUGGCACGAAAGCUUAUGGCUGUGAGGGAGCCUAUUUUUACUUACGCUGGUGAGAUUUCACUUAAUUACCCUGUCCAGAGAUAUUGAUGUAUUGAGCAAGGGUAAUCUUGCUCAGUUACAAAGGAAUAAAAUGCAAAGUUCCCAGUGUUGUUUUUAUGACAAGAAAAUAGGAUUCAUAUUCCUUAGCUUGCCAAACUUUUUGCUAUCAUUGUUCUACAUUUACAAUAUAUGAUUAUGUUACUCCCUUUUUCAAAACAUGAGUACAAAGAUGCAUAGAUGAGAAUAAUUUCUAUGUACUACAUUUCAAGUCUACACAGCAAACUUAUGUUGGGAUGCAUGGAAUCUGUUGUUUUGCAGUUUGUUGUCCAAGGAGGUGUUUGAUGGUGCUGAAGGAAACUUGCUGAGAAUUUUUGAAAAGAACCGUUCCAUCCUGCAUAGGAUUAAAGAGUUGCCUUUGGAUGAGCCCAGACCCAAAGAAAGGUGAGUCGAUAUGCUAGCUGGAUUUCAACUUGUCGCACUAUUUGCGCUGGCAAUCAGCUGGUGUUCAGUUUAGCACCCCCUCCCAUACCUCAUACCUCCUUCCCCUGAUCGAAAGCUUUUAGAUUUUAGUUUUAUAAUAAUUAUUUUCAGUACGGUAUUGUCACAUCAUAAAAUAUACUUGUAUUUGAAGGCUUGUAUCAGUGUCCCUUUCAAGCUUGUAGAUUUUCAUGCCAAGAAAAGCAUACUAUUUACAAUAUCUAUGAAAUCUGGGCAAUGACAAAGGAGAACUUUAAGUUUGUACAAAGCCUACCCAGGGCUUAUACAAGUGUUUUUGUGCUGUAUAACCGUGCAUGUUUUUAUGGAUAAAUUUUUUUUCCUUUCAAACCAGAUUAAAGAGGUUUCUAGUCUACUUCUUGUACCUCCAAGAUGUGUUGUACCAGCAUGAGAAGUGAGUACAUGCAUCAAAGCAGUAGUCGUAAGAAUAUUGUACACAAUUUACGUACUGAACUUUUAAAAUUAUGUUUCAAAUCAAGUUCCUGAGUUCACAAUUAAUUUAGCAUGAGUCAGUUUAGAAUGGUGUAACAGGGACUUCUGAUCUUGGAAUGGGUUUUUUAUGGUAGUUGCCAUGUGUUUGUUAGUUUAAGUUGCCAUGUGCUUAAUGAAGCUGAUGCAAAAAUUUUUUUUGCAGUGAGGGGAAAAUUGGUUUUUAGUUUAUUUAUUGUGAAAAUGAACAGUAGCAUGCUUGUUGAAGAGUUUCCAAGAGUUAAUUUUCAUUUAUUGUGGUAAGGUUUAGCCAAGAAGGGUAUUGAGGAGGACUGUUGUGGGUUGGAAUAAGUCUAAGAGUAUUUGACCUUGGAAUAACUUUUUGGACUGUGACUAUGACCACUUGGGUUAUCCUUUGAAUUGUCACUCACUGUAGAAAAUAACAGACCUUUCUAUGACCACCUUGGCUGUGACAACCAGCUGACACUACCUCUUUUAAGCCAUUUGCCCCAAAUGACAUAUCUGUGAUUUCUUUAUUUAGUUCACCCGAGAUAAGCAGUGAAGACAUAGGUCAUCUUUGCCAGUCAGUAUUACAGGACUUCAGUAGUGUCCUAUCUGUAGAUCCAGCCUCCUCCACUCCAAGCCACAACUCAUCACUAGAAAAUGGUCUGAUUGCUGCUCAGGAAAAUGGCGGUCUGGAGCAUGACGUCACUGAAGACAUCGAUGACGUCAUAAGCAGCUCGCUUAUGGUGAAGCUGGUUGUCAUGGCGAUUGCAGCUGUGACCAGACUGCAGUCAAAGGGUGAGUGUCGACUGUUCUCUUACUGAUGAUGUGGUGUGUGACCUGUGGGUUGCAUAAAUGAUUUGUUGUAGACAAAGUGUUAACGUAGGUAGCCAUAAGGCAAAGUAAAGGAGAUUGAAUGAAGCUAGUCUGCGAGCAGGUCCUCAUUAGUAGGGCUUGGACACUAAUCGUAAGGGAAAGUAUGAGGCUUUGAGCAACGUGAGCCGGCGAGAUAUCUGCAAGGUGGACUCGCACUGAAAAUGGGUGCCAGACACCUGGCAAAUUUCUCUAACUCCCCGGCCGGUUUCAAAUCCUCCCCAAGUCUUUCCGCGGACGGAGAAACGCUUGUCGCGCAGCUGAAAUAAAGCCUUCACGAGCUGUUGAGUGACUUAGCUUGAACCUCUCCUGAUCUGAAAAAGUAUCGCCUUCAGAAUUCAUAAUGGAAAAUUUGAAAAAAAAAAUCUUGUUUUUUGUAUUCCGAGUUCAUGAUGUGGUUGUGAUAUAAGGUGUUCUUUAAUUUGGCAGGUUCUCAAGAGUCGUCGGUAGCAAUAGCUUUCACUUUAGCGUUCUUGUCUCUUCUUCUUCAACACUGUAUUUCGUCGUUAGAGAUUUACUUAGCUAAAGAACACUCCAACGCAGAACACCAAGUGAUGAACGGACCAGCAAAUACUGUGCUCUCACACAACGGGCUGAAUUCGGAAAAGUUGUCGAAACACGAUAAUUCCGUGACAGGAAUUACAGCGCAAAGUAAUUUAAACCGAAACAAAGCAAUCAAGAACGUCUUGAAACAUCGGCGACGAAGAAGGAGGCGAAGAAAUAUCGAUUACAGCUUUGACAGCUACAGUGGCAGCGGAAGUGAUUUGGAGGAGUCGGAAGACAAUGAAGAAGACGAAGACAGCGACUUGAGUGAAGGCGGAGAAAUGGACGGGGAGUUGGAGGAUUUGGUCAGCGAUGAAGAUGACAGUGAAGAUGUUUAUGUAGAAAGUGAAUCGGACGAAGAGGGUAGUAACACUGGAUCCCUGCCAAAGGCGAUGUCCACCGCUGCAAAUGUACGACAUCUGAUGAAGGAAACACAGCAUAAACCCGCAGACAAGUCGCUUUGUCAUCAAACUGCUUCAGAGAAGCUGGGGUUUAGAGCGAGUCUAUUGGGACAGAAUGGGAUUUCAGUGGGGAAAGUUUUCAGGCCUGAUCUGUUCAGUGAUGUGAGCGACGCAGAAACAGGUAACAGAACAAAUUUCCAUUAAUGGACUUGAAUCCUUAUCGUUCUGUAUACAUAGAUUAAGUUCCAAAAGAUUCAUUUAUGAAAGUUUUCUGCGUGCUUUACGUUUAAAAUCAAAAUUACAAUUUUAUUUUUUGCCCAAAAUUCUCUCAGGCGUUUAGUUCGUCCGAGCAGUUCAUAUCUUGGUUAGCUCGCUAGUACUUUGUUUGGUUGACUGGAUAGCGCUGUUUUGUUUUUCUUUUCGCCCUGUGGUUUCGAUGGUUUGUUUGUUUGUCUGUUUUUAUAGCAUCCGGGGUGCCACAAGCGACGUAUUUUGUCUUUGGGUGACUUGUCUAACUUCAUAAUUUGGUAUUUUUAACUGAAUUUAUGACGUAAAAUUGGCCACCGUUAAGAGUUUCUUUGUUAGCUGUGAAACUCUUAGCGGUGGGCAAUUUACGUGAUGAACUCAGUUGAUAAUACCAAAUUACCGUGUUAUACUCUCCCACAGACGCAGCACCACAGUUUCUUUAGAAACGCACCCCUUUUAUUCAUUUUCCUAACGUCAGUUUGCUUUUGUAAAAGCUUUUAAGUGCUUGGCAACCCAGAUUUCCUAAACAGAGCCCCCUGCUGUAAGUCGGUAGAUCUUUUGCUCUACAUGGUGAGAUCAGUCAUCCGAGGUUGAAGUACUACUCUGUAAAAGAGCAACGGAGAACCAUUUAGUCAGCUUAAUGAAUGUUGUAAAUUACACUGGUUUUCUUUAUUAUUAUAAUUAUUAUUAUUAUUUAUUAUCUCUGAAGAGUCUUCAGUGGCCUCAAGAGCUGAAAUACUUCGAGAUUGUGUAGAAUCCAACUUGCUGAAGGCCAUAGCCAAUCAGAAGCUCUUACCUGCCAUCAAGGUGAUGACUGACUGGCUGCGACUCAACGGAGAACUGGUGAUGACUUGUGUUGAGGUAGAACACUUCAUGCAAAUAAUUUUGUUGAAGUUCGAAAAUGAUCGCCAUGAUGUAGUGAAGGGGGGGUUGGGGAGAAAAGCGUUCGCCUGUCAUUGCGGUAGCCUGUGUUCUAUUGCCGAAGUAGAUGUUUCUUGUGGUUUGAAUUUGUUUUCCUUGCUUGUAAGAAUUUCCUCCAGUUUUCCUCUCUUUACGGGAAAAAAAACCUUUCAAAUGGUGACUCGACCUAACAUCAGAUAAUAAGGCUUGAAGAGCUACCCCUCACAAGCUUACAAACCUCUGGCUUCGUACGACAGAAAUUUCAAAAUACCUUCUGCAAACGGCUGGCUUUGAACGACAAAAAUUUCAACCGUAGAAGUUUGCCUUUGCCUUUGAAUUCAUGGUUGAGCUCUUCUUCGUUGUUGUCUUAGAGCCUCAGCUCCCUGUGGUCAAGACUGGCUGUUCUACUGAACAAGUUUCCAUCGCCAGAGCAAAUGAUUGUUGCAGGUAGGCAAUGCUGAUGGCAUUUAACUUACCAAUCUGGAUCAGUCGCCGUAAAAUAACAUUAGAAAUUAAGUUAAUUUUAGAGGUUAUUUCAUUCGUUUUUAUUGUCCUAUCUUUUCAUAUUUUUGUUUGGUAAGUUCCAUUAACAAGACUGCAAACAUGGCAAAGUGUUCUUGACGAGCCGCUCGAUAAGGACUGGGUCCAAACACGUGGUCUACCAGAAGACAUGUCUCUGUUAGGAUUUACUCCACUGACCGCUGUACACAAUAGGCUCGACAGGAAGUGGAGCAGGCUUACGAGGGACUGCUACUAUCUUGAGGUAGUAUCAUUAACACUGCUACAUAAAAGUUGAUAUUUCUGUAUAAAUCUCAUUCCUAUUUUAUUGUUAACUGUCACUUGUUGCACGAACGAUUAUGAAAGAUGAAUUUCUAUCUUUCUUUUUGAGGAGCGGUUUAACGCUGAUUUCAUUCGUUUUGGUUUGUUCAAAGGUUUCUUAUUUUAGUAAUUAUUUUAAUUCCUUUUUUUCGCUGUUUCAGGCUGCAGUUCGAGUUCAGUGUUUGAGAAGCUUUGGAAUGAAGGUGGCUUCUACUCAGGUACCUUCCAUUUGGUUUGUAAUUAUAUUGGAGUUUCUUUCGAGAGAGCUCAGUAAUUUUAAGUGUUCAAAUACUUUUUGGUAACAACGUACUCUUUGGAGCGCUUUUCGAUUGAUUUUUGCCAAAAACAAAGCCAAUUAGGGUCAGUGGCGAAUCAGAACAAAGGGGAAAAUCGCGAAGGGUCAUUGACUUCUCAAAAGAAAAACAACCAAACUGUCAGAGGCAUAGGAAAACGUGAGAGAGAAAGUUUUACAUCUGAUUGCUUGGGAGAGUGGCACGAAUUUUCUCAACCAAUCACAGAGUGAAGGGAAGCAAGACCAAUGAAAUUCCGGAUUACUGACAAGGCUCAGUGAGAAAUUGCUCUAUUAUCUUUACUUUCGACAGGAGCUUAGUUCGUUCGAUUGGGACCCGAACACACAUCAGUUUGUUGGACCUCAGCAGAUGGCGGAACGAGAACAAAUGAUGGCUGUUGAUAAACGACCCGCAGCACCGCCUGUGGUGAGACAGGAAUUAUUUGGUUGAAUUAUUCACUUACAUUUUGUUGUCAAAAGGGAGAAGAAAAAGUGUUGAACACUGCCUUUCAGUUUCCUUUUCCUUUAAAGGUCGGGAAGGGGUGAGCGACUUAGAUCAGCAAAGACACAGCAUGACCGUUUUGUUUCUCUGUCUCUCAUUAUUAGGGAGAUCAUGAUAGACGAGCUAGAGUGAUGAAAGUGAUGGCGCAACAGUUAUUACAGGUAAUUUAAUCAUUUGAUGAUAUACAAUCAGUGACACCUGAAAGAGUCCAAUUUUUUGCGUUUAAUUUAUCCAUUUAUCACAUUGGAGCGCUUGAUCCGUUGCUCAUAUUUUUAAGGGAAAAAUAUGAGGAAAAGAGAUAACCCUAAAUACUGAGGACAGGGACGGAGUGUUUAAAAAUACAAGCCCACCAUUCCCCCAUUUCUCCCCCCCCCUUAAUACCGGUAGGACUGAGACUUGCCUCAUUUCAAGCCAAAUAAUUAGUGUGGUGGCAUGAUGAUCGGACCUGACGACGCAGUGAUUGAAGCACAAAAACUUCUUUACGAUUAUCUGAUAAUUUUCACUUUUAUCUAAAAACUUGUGGACUUGUGGAGUUCGGGGAUUAACCUCUCAAUCUAAUUGUAGUCGGAAGUGGCUGAACUAGAGAGCACCCUUAACGCAGCUCCUCAUGAUGGACCAGUUUAUGUUGUUCCUGAUGCUAUGGCACUUUGUACUCAGUUACAUCUGGUGCGAAGACUGAUCGCCUCGGAGAAACUUGUGGUCAUCAUUCCUAUCCAAGGUACAACCGCUUUUACUAGCUUGUAGGCAUCUUUCUUAGCGUUCUUUUAUUCGGUAUCAUUCCACUGUAGAACUAUUUACUUUGGAUUUUUUAAUUGCAGAUGUAAGUUGAAAGUCUUGAACGACCAAGAGUGUCGUUUUCGUGCUUUCCAUUUGUUAGCCAAUGAUGCACAUUUUCCCUUAAAAACUGGUUUCAUGGCGCCAGUGGUCUCAUUUUCCCGCACUUGACACUGGUUACACAAUUUCCCGCGCUUAAAAUCAGUUGGAUGGCGCCAGGUUCCUUAUUUUCCCGCACUCAACACUGGUUGCUUUCUUUUCCCUCGAUUUUCAAUGGUAACAAGUCAACCCAUUCUUGGCCUCGCUUAUCGAUUGGGGCACAGGAAGAAUUUCUUCUAAAUUUAGUGCAAACUCCGUUUUUAGAAAAGCUAUUUUUUUCACUUUUGGUUCGGGUUCUACAUUCUUUUGGUGUAUGAUUUUCUUGUAGUAAUUUCUGCGCUUGACGAUCUGAAAAAGUAUGACAGUGGUGCGAGAGAGGCUACUAAGUUUUUAGAGCAGGAGUUUAAAAAAGGCAACAGGUACUGAAAACGACUGAUUUCUUGUGUCACAUCAUUUUGUUUAAACUCUUCGUUUCUAUUUUGUGGUUGAACGCCUGCAAUGCUCGUAUCCUUUGCACUUGUUCCUUAGAUGGAUUAGAGCUCAAAAAGAGAAUGAAACCUUAGACGGACAACGGAGGCGCGGACGUUAUGAGGACGUGGCAGUGUGGUAAGAAUAUCAUUUCCUGGCUGCAGGCUGUUUAUUUCCUCGUUCGCUAAGUCUCAUCGGUGUUUUUAUGGGACAGCCAUCCCUUGCGAGAGAGAAUCGAAAAAAAGUCUCACAUUGGAAAUUGCUCUUCCAUUAGAGUGGCUUCAUUGUCAUAUGACUGAGGGUUUUGAGAAUAUUUACAGUUCGCUUUGUGUCAUUGCAUAACUCCAAUCUACGUCUCGGUUAUUGGGUUGGUUUUUUGCUCCGUGCUUAAUUACCGUUCACUUCAGGAAAUUUUGGUGAGUAUGGAAAGAAUGAACACAAUUGAAGAAAAAUUGUAAGAAUUUCAAGUAACAAACUUGAAAAGUUUCAGACGGGUCUCAGAAGAUAGCAAGUUUCGAAUGGAAAGUGAAGGUAGGAGAAAGGAACUUCUUAUUCUAUUAAUCAAUCACGCGAUCUGUAUGGAACAGUACCCACCCUUGGAUCCCGAGGCUGUCCGUGACUAAACAGCAAUUUUGUAUUUUGCAGGCGUUUCAAUCAAAUCGUCAGCUGUUGUCGCUACUUCCUGCGUCAAACUGGUAAGGGCCUCGUGACUUUACUAACCGGAAGUACCUCGUAUGAGGCUCCAAAGCGAGGCCAAAGAAAGGGUGUGACCUCUAGUGGUACCCAGGCUACCCCAGAAGCAGUGGAAUUUGCGCGAAGCUACGGAGUCAACGUGGAAUCACUUCGCGCGUUCUGUGCCCGGUUCUCCAAGCAGUAUAAGGCAGUUACGUGACGUUUCGUGGAAAUCCAGAUGUUCUGGAAGAGAUAAAGAUAUGAUGGGUUGUGCACCUAACCCUACCAACCUAAAAUGUAGGGCUGAAAAACAACAUGACCCAGCAAUACCAACCUAGCCGGGUGCAGUCUAUAGAUAAAGCAAACCACCACAGGGUAACCAGCUUGUUCCCUAUUGCUUAAGGAGAUGUUUAAGUGUAACCUUUCAAGUAUGGCACCCCUUUCCAAGAUAACGUUCUAAAAAUUGUAGACGAAUUUCAUUUCAGCCUUUAUAAAGGUGUGUGCGGCUUUCAUUAGCUGUUACAGCUCGCAAUUUCUGUGUUUGAAGCAAAACGUUCGGUUGUCAUUCGGCCAUCAAUGGCCAUACCUAUCAUGUAAGACAAAUCCUAUCUUCCUGCCUUCUCGACUUAAAUUUGUAUUUGAAGUAACAACUGUGGGAGGGUGGGGUCGUGAGUGAUUGGUAAUGAACACUAAGUUGUUGCAUCUCGAUAGUAGUCGGUUUGACCUCCGCCGAUUAUCUCGGAUUUUGUCUGAAAAUGUCAGUAAUCAAGGUAAAAGUUAAAAUAGGUAGACCGUGAUUUAUUGUGUUGGCUCUCAGCAAUCUUCAUUAUUAAGUGUUUUCCAAAAUGUUUCACGUCAUGACGGUAGAUAUGUUAAGCAAACACACUCGUUGCUGUCAAAAUUACGCUUUGUUGCUAAAUGUGCGUAGCUAAAUGUGCGUAAUAGUAUGAUAGGCGUGGGUAAAAGUACUUCCAUUUAUUUUCAUGAAUAACUUGGACCAUUAGAGACGGUUUUUCCUUUUAUUUAAAGGUGAUGGCAUACUGAUCCAUGUGAAAUGUAGAUUGUUAGCGUAAUGGAACCCAGCAUGAUUAGUUUGCUUGGAAAGACACGGUUUGAAAACCUUCCUGUUUGAAAAGUUUUUCUUUUGCACACUAUUUGAUCAUGGGGCAUGAUUCGACGUUGCUUGAUUGAUUCAUUUCACGCGCUUUUAAAAUAAACAUCGAGCAGAUGAGUAGUAAGGUGGCCGAAUAAGAAAAUGUUAGAUCUUGAAAGGUGUCAGAAAUCGACGUUGCAUUGAUGCAUUGUAGAGACAAUUAGUGAAUCAAUAAAUGUGUUUUCUUGGAC